CAGAUUUUCGAUUUGGAUCAAAUCUAUUACAAAUACAUUAUCAUAUGACAAACAGUCUAUAAUCACCGUAUAAAAAUAUUUCCAUUUACAUACAGAAAUGUUAAAUUUGGCUGGAUUUUGAAAAAAAAAAAAUGAAUCUAGCUGAUCCUGAACUUGAAUUGAUAGACCCAACACCCAAUGUUCAUACUUUGUUCCUUCAUUUUGACAAACUUUUCUUUUGGACCAAACUGGCAAGCAGAGCUGUAGUGAGAUGGAGCAAGAGAAUGUAUUCCUGCGCCGGUGUAUGUUCGUACGAGGGCAGAGGAGGACUCUGUGAUAUUGCAUUGAGCGAACCACUUCUCAAGUUACGUCCACGCAAAGAUCUCAUACAAACCCUACUUCAUGAGAUGAUUCAUGCAUAUCUAUUCAUCACUUGCCGUGACAGGGAACGGGACGGUCAUGGACCAAACUUCAAGGCACACAUGUAUAGAAUAAAUAAAUCUGCAGGCUUAAACAUUACUAUUUAUCAUGAUUUCCAUGAUGAGGUAGAGUUAUACCAAACCCACUGGUGGAGAUGUAAUGGGCCUUGCCAAAGCAGGAAACCAUACUUUGGGAUUGUGCGCCGACCACAAAACAGAACACCAGGACCUAAAGAUUACUGGUGGUCUAAGCAUCAGCAAACUUGUGGAGGUAUGUUUAUAAAGAUUAAAGAGCCGGAAAAGAAACCUCGAAAAGGCAAUAAGACUGAAAAUAAACAUGGAGAUAUUACAAAAUAUGUUAGCAGCAAUAAUGUUAAAAACCCUUUGACACCUGUUUUGAAAAAUAGCAAUAUAAAUAAUCGUACCAAUAUAAAGUCAAACAGUGGAAACACAAUAGUAACAACAAAAAAUACUAGUAAUCCUAAUAAACCGAAUCCUCCUAUUAAAGCAUUUAGUGGUACUGGUCAAGUUAUAAACAAUAUAAGGAAUAAAAGUGACAUAUCUGAUGUCAAAGAAACUGUUAGAAAUGUUUGGGCUAAUAAAAAAUUGUCAGGUUUAAAUAUUAAACCUAAUAAUGCUGUAAAACCAAUAAAACAAAAAGCAGUACCGGUACACUCAGAUUCACCUCCUUCAAAAAUUAAAAAGAUAGACGAUUAUUUUAAACGCACAGCCUCUUCUUUAUUGAGUGAUUUAUAUGGACAAAAUAUAGAAUUGACACAAGAUAAUAAUAAAAUAAUUGUCGUUUCUAACAAAAAUCUUAUUAAUAUCCCUGAGAAUAAUAAAAUAAUUGCAGUGAGUAAUAAAGACCUUGUUGAUUGUCCAGUAUGUAACAAAAAAGUUGAUGCCAGUGAUAUUAAUAAACAUUUAGAUGAAUGUUUGAAUACAAAAAUUAUUGAAAAACUCAGUGAACAUGAUAUACAACCUAUUUCAUCAGGCACUGGUGUAAUUGCUAGUCAAAAUACAACAAAAAAAUCCCUCAAAGAAUUAAUUGGGUCUAUACCAGAAAUACCUCUAUAUAAAAAGAAAGAAAAUACUUAUAAUAACAAAAUGUUCAAGGAAGAAAAUGGAGAACUUAUACCAACAUGUACUAGUGAAACUAUUGAUCUCGCUAAUGUGGAUAUGAACUAUGUAUCAAAUAUUAAAACUCCUACAGUUAAAGUGGAAGAUAACAGUGAUCACAAUCAGUUUGAUACAAACGAUAUUAACAAAGUAAAAGCAGUAGUGAAAAGAAUAACUUAUGAUAAACAUGUUAGAAAAUCUGAUAAUUUUGUAGUGCCAAAAGAAGAAAGAAACGGAGUUGACUGCGGAUUCUUACCAUCAUUUUUGGAUGAUAUGGGAACGGCUAUUAAGCCUGCUGCUAUUAAAAUAGAACCAGGUACAAGUAAAGAUAUAGUGUCUGCUUUGACACCUAAAUGUCCAUGCUGUGGCAAUGUUGUUAAUAAGCCAAUGGCUGAGCAUUUAGACGAGUGUCUCGCCUUCAUGAACAAUGAUACAACAGAACCAAUGGAAGGGGCAUCAACUAGCUUCGCAAAUAAUACUAUAGUCGUAGAUGAUGACGAUGACGAUAUAUUUGAUGAAACAAUGACUAUGAAUGCCACGGGAACGAAGACACCAUGUCCUUGUUGUAUGGAAAUGAUUGAAAUGUCGGUUAUGAAUGACCACCUAGACAGUUGUUUGAGUUGAUUGUAGAAUAAUUU
This is a messenger RNA of Diatraea saccharalis (sugarcane borer), 2155 nucleotides long. The record is from the annotation of a GenBank genome assembly. Lineage: Eukaryota; Metazoa; Arthropoda; Insecta; Lepidoptera; Crambidae.